Molecule: messenger RNA, 1210 nt
Organism: Eurypyga helias (sunbittern)
Lineage: Eukaryota; Metazoa; Chordata; Aves; Eurypygiformes; Eurypygidae
Product: inhibitor of apoptosis protein-like
Exons: 4
Biological process (GO): regulation of cell cycle
Cellular component (GO): cytoplasm; nucleus; spindle microtubule
Source: RefSeq, a predicted model, not a curated record
AUGAACAUAAUGGAUAGCCCUUUCUUGGCUAGCAUCAUGAAGCAGAGUGAUGUGUGUGGUGAACUGAAGUAUGACUUGUCCUGUGAACUCUACAGAAUGUCUACGUUUUCUACUUUCCCCACUAAUGUGCCAGUGUCAGAACGGAGUUUGGCCCGGGCUGGGUUUUAUUACACUGGUGUGCAAGAUAAAGUUAAGUGCUUCAAUUGUGGCUUAACACUGGACAGCUGGCAACCAGGAGAUAAUGCUAUGGAGAAACAUAAACAGCGGUGUCCCAGCUGCAGUUUUGUUCAAAACAUGCUUUCAGUUAACAACCUCGACCUGUCCUCUCAUUCUGCCUUUUCACAUAUGGGCCCAAACUGUCUCUCACCAUCUCUGCAUUCCAUCCCAGUUUCUCCAAGUUCAGAACAAGUUGGAUAUUUCAGUGGCUCUUUUUCCAGUUUUCCUCAAGACCCAAUAACUAGUAGGGCAGUUGAAGACCUUUCGUUCUUGAGACCUAAGCUUCACAAUCCUUCUAUGAGUACAGAAGAUGCUAGACUACUCACUUUUCGCUCGUGGCCACUGACGUUUCUCUCACCAACUGAUCUGGCAAAGGCUGGACUUUAUUACCUGGGGACAGCAGACAGAGUUGUUUGUUUCACCUGUGGUGGUCAUCUGAGUAACUGGGAACCAAAAGAUAAUGCUAUUGCAGAGCAUCGGAGACACUUUCCUAACUGCCCUUUUGUGGAAAACCUUACCCGAGAGCAGCCAAGUUUCAAUGUUUCAAAUGUGAGCAUGCAGACCCAUGAAGCACGGGUUAAAACAUUCAUCAACUGGCCAACUAGAAUUCCAGUUCAGCCUGAACAGCUUGCGGAUGCUGGCUUUUACUAUGUAGGUCGCAAUGAUGAUGUCAAGUGUUUUUGCUGUGAUGGUGGGUUAAGGUGCUGGGAAUCUGGAGAUGAUCCAUGGAUUGAGCAUGCAAAGUGGUUUCCAAGGUGUGAGUAUCUGCUUCGUGUAAAAGGAGGAGAGUUUGUAAGUCAAAUUCAGGCCAGGUUCCCCCAUCUUCUUGAACAGCUUUUGUCAACCUCUGAUAUGCCUGUAGAUGAAAACAUUGAUCCCCCAGGUAUGUAUAUUAAAUAUGUUUUUAAAUUUCCUCAGCACUUUGCAGACUUGAUUAUUGGCUGUCCAAAGAUAACGUGCUUCAUAAUUCUUAGAUUUUCUUGGAGAAAAAGAA